CGUUUACGGAAGUGCAGAAAGAGCACAAUUAAAAACAGACCGGUGGGUCGCUCGGGCGGUUCAACAGCGAUUUCACGUUCGUAAUAUUACUCUUUUAGCUAUGUGUUGUUUUCUAGAGUCUACGAUCAAGUUAAAAGAGGAUUUGGUGAACUUCGUUAGUCCUAGUGUUUAAUGCGCUGCGACUCAAAGCGAAGCUAACAGGGCUCAACACCAGGCUUUAGUCAGCGCACGUUAUUGUUGUGAAGUGAAGACAUCCACCGUGGAUUUGUCCUGCAGCAAUUAACCCAUUCAUCCGUCUCAACUGACAUGGUUCCACCCGGUUUGUUAUUUUGUUCCUUUGUUCAAUCCGCAUGAAGAUUAGCGGUUAUGAGUGCGGAACACGGAUGUGACAUUCCCCACUCCAUCAGAGGAACUACAGGGGGCUCAACUCCUGUUUAGUAACAGCCAGCCAGGUAUCGCUCUACAUCUCCAGCCGAACAUGGAGAAAGAGGUUUUGGAGCAGAUUAUGGCCGCGUUCAGCACGCUGGUGUCGUGGGUGGCUGCUGGUGCCAUGGUGUUCGGUGGCGUGGUGCCCUACAUCCCCCAGUACAGAGACAUCCGCCGGACUCAGAACGCAGAGGGCUUCUCCACCUACGUGUGUCUGGUCCUGCUAGUGGCCAACAUCUUAAGGAUCCUUUUCAGAUUUGGCCACUACUUUGAGACACUACUGCUUUGGCAGAGCAUCAUCAUGAUUGGCACCAUGCUGGUGAUGCUGAACCUGUGCACCAAUGUUCGCUUGGCGGCUGAGCUCAACACCAAGAGACGCUCCUUCCUAGCAACAGACAGUAAGGACGAGGAAGUCCGAAUCCCUAAGAGGCUCUUUUUGGGUAUGUAAAGGUCACACUUUGUCUAGCGUGGAACAUCGGUUGUAGUUCUUUUUCCUCUCCCUCUCCAUUUACGUGUCCCAUGCAUGAUGACCUGGCUAACACCAUCUCCAGUCGGCUUAAGUCAGCCUGGACCCCUAUCAUUUGCAUCUAGUUCCUGAUGUGGCUUUGAAUCAUACAUCCACUGUAUGUCCAUGACUCCCAGUGCUGUGUUACGCUCUUGCAUGUUGCUCCACACACUUUUGAUGAAAGUUAAAGAUGAGCCCUACUGAGCUACAUUUUGAUUGUUGCAUGGUCUAUUUAAAACCAACUAGGAACUAAUGAAACGUUUGUGUGCUCUAAGCUAACAUAGAGCCCCAUGUUUGCAAAGAUUUGUGCUGGUGCACCUAACUCUGACAUGCAUCAACUAAUUUUCCAACCUAAUGUUCAUGUUUUGGUCUGAAUUAAAAUCAACUUUGCACCGGUGUGUAGAUAAUAACCUCGAUUUCUGCAUGCUGGUCUUAUUGUGCAUGUGUUUUCUAAUGACUGACUUGCGUUGAAUGCACCUUUUUAAUAUUGUCUUCUAAACUAGCCUUCAAGUGGGUUUGAACUACACGUAGUUUCAAGUAAGUUCGUAUUUAUGCAGCCUAUAAGAUGUCGAUAAGUCACUAAUUAAAGAUGCAACAGCAAAUCUGCAAACGUAUGGAACUAGGAUUGGGAUAAUAGUACAUGUAAGUUGUACCAAGUUUUGUAACCUGUAACUUUCAUUUUGUAGCAUGUAAUUCUUGUUUCGUAACACGUAACUUCUAUUUUGUAACUUGUAAUUCUCAUUUUGUAACAUGUAACUUUCGUUUUGUUACACGUAACACGAAACUGUAGACUGAGAUUUGUGUUU
Messenger RNA from Nothobranchius furzeri (turquoise killifish), 1737 nucleotides. Lineage: Eukaryota; Metazoa; Chordata; Actinopteri; Cyprinodontiformes; Nothobranchiidae. The record is from RefSeq and is a predicted model, not a curated record.